Messenger RNA from Micropterus dolomieu (smallmouth bass), 5567 nucleotides. It is a transcript of the gene atp13a3, whose product is annotated as ATPase 13A3. Gene Ontology annotation, molecular function: polyamine transmembrane transporter activity; ATP hydrolysis activity; ATPase-coupled monoatomic cation transmembrane transporter activity. The record is from RefSeq and is a predicted model, not a curated record. Gene Ontology annotation, biological process: intracellular calcium ion homeostasis; polyamine transmembrane transport. NCBI's taxonomy places the organism in Eukaryota, Metazoa, Chordata, Actinopteri, Centrarchiformes, Centrarchidae. The coding region runs from base 438 to 4250 and encodes 1270 amino acids. Gene Ontology annotation, cellular component: late endosome membrane. The transcript has 35 exons.
UGACACAUCAGAGUGAAUGGACGUUUUUGGGUGAUGGCUGCACAUGUACUCACUUUGUGUAGUCCUCCCGUGAUGUCACGCCGUGUCACUUCCUGCCGUCAGACAGCCAGUUCAGGCCAGUUCACUACUGCUGUAGUACUCAGUCUGUCCCACCGAGCUGUCAACACACAGCAACAAUCCACUCUGCCCGUCUGUUGCGACAACAUUUUUCUAUUAAACUUAGUCCGUUUUUCUCUUCAACGACGUUUUCCUUCAGAUAACAGCUGCUCUCGUCUCACUAUGACUCGGAGGUGAUCUUCAGAGUGUCCAGGUGGUUCUGGGGUUCCAGGUUGGUGUGGUGAGAGAGCAAGCUAAUUGCGGGGAGGAGGACCGCCUGGGGCAUCGUGUCCCUGGCUCUCAAGUGAGUAAGGGAGGGGCUUGGCAAACUGUUCUGCAGCAUGGAGAAGGAAGACCUGAAGGUCCUCAACAAAGGGGAAGAGGAGGAGAUGGAGCUGCAGGGCUACCGUCUGUGUCGUUGGCGCCUGGCCCUGGUGGGCCUCGGGGUGCUGUGUACAGGGGGCUUCCUCCUCCUGCUGCUCUACUGGAUGCCAGAGUGGUGCGUCAAAUCCACCUGCACCCGUACCACAGCCCGUGAUGCUGAAGUGGUUUUGCUGCGCUCCACGGAUGAGUUCCGGCGCUGGUUUGUGGCCAGGGUGCGCGUGAUGCUGGCCCCAGGGAGCAACCCCUUCCGCAGCCUGGAGACCCAGACCACCUCCCCCCCCUCCCCUUCUUCUCCCACUUUCCCCUUUUCCUCCCCUACGUUCCCCCCUCUGGCCAACGGACAUCUCCCCCACCCCUCCGAUGGCAGCCCUGCUCAGGAGCUCAUCAGAAGAUUUGACGACUACCAGCCCACACAGAUUCGCUAUUUUACCUUCCAUAGCACAAAGUAUUAUUGGAACGACGAGCUGCAGAACUUUGAAGUUUUAAUUGGCCUGGAAGAUCUGCAGGUCAGCUGCUCCACCCUCCACUCGGAGCACAGCGCAGGCCUGACCAGGAACCAGCAGGAGUACAGGAGACUGUUCUUCGGAGUGAAUGAAAUUGCAGUGAAAGUGCCUUCUGUUUUCAAGCUGCUUAUCAAAGAGGUCCUCAACCCUUUUUACAUCUUCCAGCUCUUCAGCGUGAUCCUGUGGAGUGCCGAUGAGUAUUACUACUAUGCUGUGGCCAUUGUUUUCAUGUCGGUCAUAUCCAUAGCUACCUCUCUGUACACCAUCAAAAAGCAAUACAUCAUGCUUCACGAUAUGGUGGCAGCUCACAGUAUUGUCCGUGUGACCGUAUGCCGAGCCAACAAUGAAAUCGAAGAGACUUUGUCUACUGAUUUGGUGCCCGGUGAUGUGAUGGUCAUCCCCAGCAAUGGGACCAUUAUGCCAUGUGACGCCGUGUUGGUCAGCGGCACCUGUAUCGUCAAUGAAAGCAUGCUCACAGGUGAGAGCGUUCCCGUGACAAAGACCCACCUCCCAAACCCAGUGUCAGGUGAGAGGGGGGAGGAGGCUGACAGUGCCUACAACACAGAGGAGCAUAAGAGACACACACUAUUCUGCGGCACCAACAUCAUCCAGACCCGCUUCUACACAGGCGAACUGGUCAGGGCUGUGGUGGUCCGCACAGGUUUCAGCACAGCCAAAGGCCAGCUGGUGCGCUCUAUCCUUUACCCAAAACCCACCGACUUCAAGCUGUACCGUGAUGCCUACCUCUUCCUGCUGUGUCUGGUGGCUGUGGCUGGAAUUGGCUUUGUCUACUCCAUCGUCCUCAGCAUCAUGAACAAGGUGCCAGCUAAGACCAUCAUCAUUGAGUCUCUGGACAUCAUCACCAUCACUGUGCCACCGGCGCUGCCAGCCGCUAUGACAGCUGGCAUUGUGUACGCCCAGCGACGCCUCAAAAACAUUGGCAUUUUCUGCAUCAGCCCACAGAGGAUCAAUAUCUGCGGACAAAUCAAUCUGGUUUGCUUUGACAAGACUGGAACUCUGACAGAAGAUGGAUUAGACCUAUGGGGAAUCCAGAGGGUUGAGAAUGGCAGUUUCCACCUGUCAGAGGAAAAUGCCUAUAAGGAAAAUCUUGUCAAGUCCCAGUUUGUGGCUUGUAUGGCUGCAUGCCACUCUCUUACCAAAAUAGAGGGCCAAGUGUCUGGAGACCCGCUGGACCUCAAAAUGUUUGAGGCUACAGGCUGGAUCCUGGAAGAGGCCACUGAGGAGGAAACAUCUCUUCACAACCAUAUCAUGCCGACUGUGGUUCGACCCCCAAAACAGCUGUUGCCCCCAGAGCCAGUUGCAUCACCAGAGCAGGACAUGGAACUGUAUGAGAUCUCGUCAGCAUAUGAGAUAGGUAUCGUGCGCCAGUUUCCUUUUUCCUCAGCACUCCAGAGGAUGAGUGUGGUGGCUCGUCUGCUGGGGGAGAAACGUAUGGAUGCCUAUGUGAAGGGAGCGCCUGAGGUGGUGGCUGGUCUCUGCAAGAAAGAGACAGUACCAGAAAGCUUUCCAGAAGUUUUGGAGGGUUACACCAAGCAGGGUUUCAGGGUCAUAGCUCUGGCUCAUCGUCGACUUGAGUCCAAACUCACCUGGCACAAAGUCCAGAAUAUCAGCAGGGAUCACAUAGAGGCAAACAUGGAGUUUCUGGGUCUGAUCAUCAUGCAGAACAAACUGAAGGCAGAAACCCCAGGGGUGCUGCAGGACCUCCGCCGAGCACACAUCCGCACUGUCAUGGUUACUGGUGACAACAUGCUUACAGCCAUCUCUGUGGCCAGGGACUGUGGAAUGAUCCCUCCCCAAGACACAGUCAUCAUUGCUGAUGCCCACCCUCCACAUAAUGGACACGCCGCCAAGAUCACCUGGAGAUACGCUGACAAGCCGAGCAAGACAUCUCGCCUAGAGGAAGUGAACAUUAGUCUGGAGGAUGCGUGUUACGUAGAUGAGCCCAAAAGACAAGAGCUGUACCACUUUGCUAUGAACGGAAAAUCGUUUGCUGUGAUCGAGGAGCAUUUCCCUGACAUGCUUCAAAAGCUGGUGCUCCAUGGGACAGUGUUUGCCAGAAUGGCCCCGGACCAGAAAACCCAGCUCAUCGAGGCGUUGCAGGAAGUAGACUACUUUGUGGGGAUGUGCGGAGACGGAGCUAACGACUGUGGGGCUCUGAAGAGGGCUCAUGGUGGCAUCUCUCUGUCGGAGCUCGAAGCCUCUGUAGCCUCUCCCUUUACCUCAAGGACACCCAACAUCUCCUGUGUUCCCAGCCUCAUCAGGGAGGGGCGUGCUGCUCUCAUCACCUCCUUCUGUGUGUUCAAGUUCAUGGCCCUCUACAGCAUCAUACAGUACAUCAGUGUCACUCUCCUCUACUCUAUCCUCAGUAACCUUGGAGACUUUCAGUUCCUUUUCAUCGAUAUUGCCAUCAUCCUCCUUAUUGUCUUUACCAUGAGUCUGAACCCAGCGUGGAGAGAACUGGUGUCACGUCGUCCCCCAUCUGGUCUGAUCUCAGGGCCUCUGCUGUUCUCUGUGCUGACUCAGAUCCUCAUCUGCUUGGGCUUCCAGACCAUUACAUUCCUUUGGGUCCGACAGCAGCCCUGGUACACAAUCUGGACUCCACUUACUGAUGUCUGCAACCAGUCGUCGCACAUUAACGUGUCUGACCACAACGACACCGAAGUGGACGACCACAACAUCCAAAACUUCGAGAACACCAGCCUCUUCUAUGUCUCUUGCUUCCAGUAUCUCAUUGUUGCCAUUGUUUUCUCAAAGGGCAAACCUUUCAGACAGCCUAGCUACAAGAAUUGGCCUUUUGUGCUGUCCGCCUUUACUUUGUAUGUUUUCCUGCUGUUCAUUAUGUUCCAUCCUGUCAAAGGCAUUGAUGAGUUUCUAGAGAUUGUUUGUGUCCCGUUUGAAUGGAGGUUAAAACUCUUCAUCAUCAUCUUAGUCAAUGCUGCUGUGUCUGUUGUGGUGGAGACCUUCAUCCUUGACAUCAUCUUAUGGAAGCUUGUGUUCAGCCGAGAAAAACAGGGCAGCUUUGGUGUCACUCCUGCUGCCCCGACACCACAGGGGAGCAUUGACCUGUGGGCGUACAAGUGUCUUUCCUGGCUGUGCUGCCCACACAAGAUGGCACCCAAGGCUCGCUACAUGCAUCUGGCCCAGGAGCUUAGUGUGGACCCCGACUGGCCUCCAAAGCCAACCACUACCACCGAAGCCAAGCCCCGCCCAGAAAACGGCUCCACCUAUCAAAUCAUGAACUCCUAGCACCCCCCCGCUCAGUAUCUAAUUUAUCCUUUCCAAUGCACAUUCAGCCUAUUCAAAUGAAAUUUUUGCCAUUCACAGAAACUUGCUUCUGAUUCUGUAGUUACUGCAAAAGCAUCACACAUAACUACCAAAUGAAGUUAAGUUUCAAUUCUCUUAGUAAUCCUGCUCUCUCUGGCUCGCCCACUCAUCCGCUCUCAGGUCUCCCCUGUUUGUCUUUAAAUGUCAUUUAAACAUCAGUAACAUUAAAUGUAAUUCCCAUUCCUUAUUGCAGUGUAUGUUCACCGAAAAAGCAGAAUAGAUGAUAGCCUAGAAGAGGGGUCGUACUUAGGCCGUCUAAAGUACAACCCACUCACACGGCGAGUAAGAGAAUUGGUCCAUACAGAAAGAGUCUGGAAGAGUUUGAGGAAGAUGAUAGAAGAAAGAGGUUUCACUUUAAAAUGGAGAUAUUCUCUUAAAAGUGGAAAGACUUGUGGUGCUGAAGGUCGGUGGAAUAAUGGAUACAUAUCUGUUGGUGACUGUUCUGACCAGCUCUGUACUAUCUGAUCAUACAGUUUUUGCAGGCUCUGACUGCUACUAUGUAGCGGUCUUACACAGCUAAAGUAAAUGUAGAAAAUAAUUUUAAUGAGCUAGCUAUACGAGCUGGCAAGCACGCAGAGAGCACAAAAUUAUAACCAAAAAGAAAAGCUUUACCAUUGACCACCAAGGAUGUCCAAUUACUCAUUGAGACAAGUAUUCCAAUAGUCUUUCAAGCAUACUGUGAUUGGGAAUCUUGGAACAGUUGCAGUCAACUUGUUGUUCAAUUGCAUACCCCAGGCAGAAGUCACAGAUUGAUGAUAGAAGGAACAAAAUGAUGAACCUCAAACUAAUCUGAGGUUGCAUUUUUGCCAUAAUUUGGCCAAAUCCUUCAUAGACAUUCAUAUAAUGAUGGCUUGUAAAAUAUAAAGGACUUUAAAGAGAACAGUAAGGGAGACAGAUGUGUCAGAGUUUACCUUUAGGGUUUUUAACAAAGAUACUAUGUAGGGGGGCAAAAUAGACAAUUACAGAAGGACACAUUUCAUCUCAGCUGUUUAGCCAUGCUGCUGUAGUGUAUGUAUUGCUAUGAAUUUUACCACAGACACUUAUGGCCCUGAUAUUUCAUGUCAUAACAGUAUACUUCUAAAACUAAGGACUUCUCAUCAACCUCAGCUGUACUUCAUAUUAACGUUACUUACUUAAGUGUUAACAUACCUUGCUAACAUGUCUGGCAGGGAACAACAUAGCUUUUCCUGUGGCACUCCCAUCAGGCCAAAAGUGGUAAAGAUUUAACAACAGCAAAAC